AUGGUCCGCAAAGGAAGCCCCAAAGUUCGGACUGGAUGCAUCACCUGCAAAGCCCGCAAAGUCAAGUGCGACGAGGCUAAGCCGAUAUGCAAUCGCUGCACCAGUACAGGCAGACGCUGCGAUGGCUACAGACCCGCUCGUCAAGGAACCGUAUCCCUACACCAGCCAAAUCAAGUCUUCCCGGGAGUCACCAAGGUCAGCGAAGGUCGAGCUCUACAGUACUUCUGCGAGAUAGCGGGACCAGUCAUGUCAGGAGCCGUGGAUCCCUAUUUCUGGACACAUGUCGUGAUGCAGUUCAGUAACUUCGAGCCGGCCGUCAGACACGCCGUCAUUUCCAUCAGCAGUCUCUAUGAAGAGGCUCAGGGCAAUUUUGAGGCUACUGCCACCGUACGGCACAGUAAUCAAAAUUUGGCCCUACACCACUACAAUGCCGCUAUUCACGAGUUGAGAGUCAUGGACUCUCAAGAAAAGCAGCCCAUAAUCUUGCUUGUUUGCGUUCUCUUCAUCUGCGUGGAGAUCAUGCGCGUCAACAGAAAAGCAGCACUGCAGCACAGCAGACAUGGUGUCGAGAUACUGAAGAGUAUCUCUCCCGACUACAUGUUCUCGUGGACCAUGGAGCACCUCCUACCGAUAUUUCGGCGGCUUAGCGAGUUCGCUCUUUUCUUCGGUGAAGAAGAGUCGGAUUUCCCUGACAUAAGGGCCCUAGAGGGACCCAUGCCGCAGUUCUUUCUCACUUUCUCAGACGCACAGCUCAUGCUCGAUGUCCUCUUCAAUCGAACAGCAGAGUUCAUGCGCUCACAGCGCAAUUCACAACGAGCCGCUUCAAAAUCGCCUGGACCCGAUGAUACCGGGACACCGCCCCCGAGUCUUCUCUCUGAGCAUGCUGCCAUCAACGGUCUCCUAGACCAGUGGUUCAAGCUUUACAAUGACUUCAUGGCUAUCAAACCCAAGGAAGCACCUACACAGAACAAUCAAAUCAUCAGCCGGUCAGACUCAGAUAGGCCAAAGAUGCUGCAAUGCUUUCUCUUGACUCGCUAUGAGUGCUGUUGCAUAUGGCUCAACAUGGCAUUCGAUACAAGCGAAGCCGGCUACGAUAGAUACAUCACCAACUUCCGAAGAAUCUUAAAGCGGCUUCUCUGGCUGGAAGCCGAGGUUCCAGAUCCUUUACGUUUCAACACUUCAAAACAUCCACACUUCAUCUUCGAAGCUGGCUUCGGCGCCAUGCUUUUCUUUCUCGUCUCAUCUUGUCGUGAUCUAGAAACGCGACUGGAGUUCCUACGGCUGAUGCCAGUGUUGGGUCUCCCGCGGGAAAAUCUUUGGGAAGCAGACGUCCUAGUCGCGGCUGCAAGGAAAAUCAUUGAGCUCGAGCACGACAUCAAAUUGGAUAUCAGUGGGCGGCCCGUGUCUUCACCAUCGUUUGUGCAGCCUCCCGGGGAGAUGAGGGUGACGGACCUGUGGACGGAAUCUCAAAUGAGGCCUGACAGUUUGCAAAUGGACGAUCAAGGUGUAUCUCAUCGAACGAUACAGGUUGUGAGGCGAGACUCCAAGGGCCAGACCUAUCUUCAGUCCGAGGAUCUUGUCGUCAAUGGUAGGAUGACUGGGUAG
Messenger RNA from Colletotrichum costaricense, 1605 nucleotides. RefSeq lists its product as uncharacterized. Gene Ontology annotation, molecular function: zinc ion binding; DNA-binding transcription factor activity, RNA polymerase II-specific. The transcript has 2 exons. NCBI's taxonomy places the organism in Eukaryota, Fungi, Ascomycota, Sordariomycetes, Glomerellales, Glomerellaceae. Bases 1 to 1605 code for a protein of 534 amino acids. The record is from RefSeq and is a predicted model, not a curated record. Gene Ontology annotation, biological process: regulation of DNA-templated transcription.